Messenger RNA from Lates calcarifer (barramundi perch), 4689 nucleotides. Its product is annotated as filamin-A-interacting protein 1. Lineage: Eukaryota; Metazoa; Chordata; Actinopteri; Centropomidae. The record is from RefSeq and is a predicted model, not a curated record. Bases 593 to 4249 code for a protein of 1218 amino acids. The transcript is spliced from 6 exons.
UCUCUCUGUGACUCUAGUCAAAAAGAGUAGAGAGGGACAAUGGAUGAUGCAGCUGAGUGAAAAGAUCUGGCCCUGUGACAAAGGACAUCACACCGCACCUCUGCCUUUCUCCUCACUGGGCAACGGCUCCUUUCAACCGCUCAGAGGGAGUAGAAUAGUGACUGCCUAACCCCCCCCCCCCCCCCUUUAUUCUCACACACACUUCAACUGACUUCAGGAACGGAUAGGAGGGAAAGAAAAUGAGAGGUGUGUUUUAGAGUGCAAUGCAGAGCAAAACUGGAUAGGCUGUGGGAGUGAAAGAGGGAGGGAGGGUGAGAGAGAGAGGGAAGUUACAGUACUCUGUUAGUGCUCUAUACCAUUCCCUCCCUGACCUGAAGAACUGAAAGAAGAGAGUGAGACAGGGAGAGAGAGAGAGAGAGAGAGCAGAGCUUGAGAUGGCUCUUGGCACCACUCAGUAGCAGACACCACAAGUGGGCCACACAAGCUAGAAGAUACUAGUGGAUAUUUGACUCCUUCUGUGCCUUUUUCUUGGAUUACUCGGUGUUGCGACUAAUUGCUUCAACCUGGGGGACAACACAACAGCAGGUAGAAGAUGAGGUCCAAAAGCAGCAGGGUGGAGAGCCCGGCCAAUGGGGUGCUUGGGGUUCCACAGGACAACCAUGACAUCAGCCAAGAGCAGGAAGUGGGUUUGCCCGUGAAGAGCCUGAAGGCCAAAGUUCAGCAGAAUGAAGGUGAGGAUAAGCUGGAGGUCGAGGUGAUCACUGACAAAGAGAAGCUACUGUUGGAUGCUCCUGAAGCUGGAGAAAAAAGAAGGGAAGUCAUGGAUCUGUCCAAAGAGGAUCUACUGAAACUGCUGGGGAUCAUGGAAGGAGAGGUUCAGGCCAGAGAGGAUGUUAUCUGCAUGCUGAAGUGCAAACAGGCCGCCCCGGAGGCCCUCGAAUCACGUUACGGCUCUGCGGCCCCCAGCUCGGCCCUCCAGGCCCUGCAGAGAGAUGGCUUCGUCACUGGCACUGAACCGCACAACCACAGCGUCUACCAAAAACCUAUGGCUGAGCUGGAGCGUCUGCAGGAGAAGCACAAAGAGACGUACCGGCGGAUGCUGGGUCAGCUGCUGCUCGCCGAAAAGUGCCAUCGCCGCACUGUCCAUGAGCUGGACACGGAGAAACGCAAACAUGUGGACUACAUGAACAAGAGCGACGACUUCACCAACCUCUUGGAGCAGGAGAGAGAAAGACUGAAGAGAUUGCUUGAGAACGAAAAAGCCUACCAGGUAAGAAAGGAGAAGGAGCACUCUAAACGUCUGGUCAAGGUGCGAGAGGAACUGGUCAAGCUGAAGUCCUUUGCCCUGAUGUUAGUGAAUGAGCGCCAGCAGCACCUGGAGCAAAUGGACCAACAGAGCCAGAGGGUGCAGGAACUCAGCCAGCAGCUGCAACAGCGGGAACAGGCACUGAGUGAAGCCAGGGAGCGUGCUCAGGAGGAUGGCCACAGGGUACUGAGCCUGGAGACUGAGCUUAAAGAGAAAUCUGCCAAGCUCACCCAACAACAUGAGGAGAUGAAUGCCAAGCUGGCCAGUCAGGAGCUCCACAACCGUCAACUCAAUGCCAAACUUCUGGGGCUUACGCAUAAAGUAGAGGAGUUAGAGGAGAGCAACAAAGCUUUGAGGAAAUCUGAGGAGGAACUACAGGAGCUCAGGGAAAAGAUUGGCAAAGGGGAGUGUGGCAACUCUAACUUGAUUGCUGAGUUGGAGAACUUGCGGAAACGGGUGCUAGAGAUGGAGGGAAAGGAUGAGGAGAUUACCAAGACUGAAAAUCAGUGUAAGGAGCUAAGAAAGAGGCUACAAGAGGAGGAUAGUAAAAGUAAAGACCUCAGGCUUGAAGUGGAGAAGCUCCAGAAAAGAAUGAUGGAGUUAGAGAAACUUGAGGGUGCAUUCAGCAUCAGCAAGUCUGAGUGUGCACAGUUACAAACUGCUUUAGAGAAAGAGAAGGGCCUGACCAAAGAGCUCUCAGAUGAAGUCGUAGCUCUCAGGAUCCGUAUGAAAGAGCUUGAGUCUUCUGAACUCAAGCUGGAAAAGUCUGAGUUGAGCCUUAAAGAUGACCUGAGCAAGCUGAAGUCAUUGACGGUUGCUUUGAUGGAAGAACGAAAGACCCUGAUGGAAAGAAUGAAGUCAGAUGAGAAGAAAAAGGAGGAUUUGAGUGCAAUGGUCAAGGCUGAGCAGGGUAAGGUUAUGGAGGUGACUGAGAAACUGAUAGAAGAAAGCAAAAAGCUUCUCAAGUUGAAAUCAGAGAUGGAAACCAAAGUAGAAACUCUAACCAUAGAAAAUGGGGAGCUAAGCACUAAGCUAGCUUAUGAAACUGAUAAAUCUAAGGAUCUUAAUUCUAAAGUCUGCCAAAUGAAAAAGACGUUAGAUGGGUUUGAGCAAGCAGAAAAGCUCUCAGUGAAGAAUUCAGUGAAAUGUGAACUGGGAAGAACACCUGACCCUGUAAGAAAGGAAGAUAACAAAGUUAAGGAACUGACCUUUGAAAUUGAACGCCUAAAAAAUCGUCUUAAACAACUUGAAGUGGUAGAGGGAGACUUGAUCAAGACAGAGGAUCAGUAUGACAUGUUGGAGAAAAGGUUCAUGACUGAACAAGACAAAGCCAACAUUCUUUCCCAGCAGGUGGAGGAAAUGAGGAAUCAGAUAGCGCGGAACAAAGCAAUUGAGAAGGGAGAGGAGGAAAGCCAGGAAGAAGACCUCCGACAGCAAUGCAAGAGAGAAGAGGCCAAAACCAGGGAACUGCAGGCUGAUGUGGUGGCCCUCAAAGAGAAGAUCCAUGAACUGAUGCACAAGGAAGAUCAGCUUUCUCAGCUGCAAGUGGACUACUCUGUCCUGCAACAGAGGUUCUUGGAAGAGGAAGAGAAAGCAAAGAACAUGGGCACUGAAGUUUUCCAUCUCACCAAAGAGCUGGAGAUAGCAAAACGCCAUAGUCGAGCAUUAAGACCCAGCUUGAAUGGGAGGAGAAUGGUGGACGUUGCUGUGACAUCCACUGGAGUACAGACAGAGGCUUUGUCCACUGGGCCAGCGGAGGAGGAUACCCCAGCUGUGUUUAUCAGAAAGUCUGUUCAAGAAGAAAAUCACAUCAUGAACAACCUCAGACAGAAGUGCUUGAGGAAGCCAACAGAAAAAACUGCUGCUAUUGAGCGCUCUCCAUCAUCUAGCAGCGACCUAGGCAUGAAGAAAUCCUGGAUUCCUUGGAUGAGGAAAAAGGACAACACCCCUCAAGAGACCAGCUUGGAAAAGCCUCUGCACAUCAAUGGAGGUCAUUUGCCCUCUGAACUGACCAUGUCCCCAAAGCAAGGGCAGCCUUUACACAUCCGAGUAACACCAGACCAUCAAAACAACAUAGCCACUCUUGAGAUCAGCAGCCCUACUAGUGAGGACGUUUUCUCAAGCUCAGCUCCCCUCAGUCCCAACCCAGCUCAACCUAAAUCCAGAAUCACAAUCAUUCCCACCUACUCUGGCCCCACCCCCAGGAGAAAGCCCACCACUGGACCUCAGGGCCCUGAAAGAGCCAAGUCUCCAGUCACCAUCACAACUAUAUCCAGAGCCAAGUCUCCAGAAAGCAGCCGAGCUUCCUCCACUGCCUCAGGUAGGCCCUUGUCCCCUGUCUCUAUUAUGACAGUCAGCACUUCUGUAGUGCCCGAAGCAUCUGCAUCCCCAGAACCUCAGGAGAUGACCAUGGGCCGAGCUGUGUUCAAGGUUACCCCGGAAAAGCAGAUGGUCCCAGUGCCUAUACGAAAGGGCCACAACAACACCAGCAUCAUCACCACCACUGAAGACAAUAAAAUCCAUAUUCAUCUGGGCAACAGCAUCACCCCAAAGAUGGUAGUUAGGCCUGUGGCUGCUGUAACAGAGACCAAGGAAAUGACCUUGUCAACUGGGACAGUUUUGCGCUCUCCCCGCCAAAUCACCACCACUGCUACCAAGAGCACACAAAGCAAAGUGAUGAGCAGCAUCACCAUUUCCCCUGUUGCAUCCACCACGUCCAGACCGACACAAAGCAUGACUGGGCAUGAUGCCCAGCCACCUCGCACAGGACUGACCCGCAUCCCAAUGUCCAAGAGCCUGAAGACUGGGAAAGCUGUGCUGGGAUCCCUGGGGAUCUCGGGUGGAGUGAAGCUGGAGUCACGAGCUGAGACUCAGUCUAUGAGGAUAGAAGUUAAGAAAUCCACUGUGAAUAGCAAUACUUUACAAAAUGGAGGAAAAGCCUGAUUUACAUAAUAGUACCAAAAUAUUGAAAUUGGAUAAGACAUCACCCACAAUAAGAAAAAAAAACAAACAAACUCUGAAGUCUCUAUACAACUCAGCUAGACAUUACAAGGCACAGAUGCAUUUUCUGUAAUUAAGUAAGCCAUUCAUUUUUCAUUAUUGUAAAGUAUUUUGUACUUAUCUGUCUCAUCUAUCUCUGUCAUAUAGGUGGAAUCAUAUUCACAGUGUGUAUUGUGAUGGGCAUUUGGGUUAAAUAUCAUAUCAGACUGUGCUGCUACUAACUGCUUCUUGCUUUGAGUGGCUGUCUCACAUAUAUGAGUUUGAUGAUCUAUUUUUUAUGGACACAUUAUAGGUUAAAAUACUUGUUUUCAUGUAAAUUAUGUUCAUUUUUUGUGAAGGAUUUGUACUUACUGUGUAUUUUAAAUAAAUAUUAUUUGAAAGGG